Amorphotheca resinae ATCC 22711 is the source of this 2677-nucleotide messenger RNA. RefSeq lists its product as hypothetical. The record is from RefSeq and is a predicted model, not a curated record. NCBI's taxonomy places the organism in Eukaryota, Fungi, Ascomycota, Leotiomycetes, Helotiales, Amorphothecaceae. Bases 91 to 2283 code for a protein of 730 amino acids. The transcript has 3 exons.
GACCGCCUCAAAAGCCCAAGGCUCUCAAGACAUCAGACGCCUAAACAUACCUACGUCUUCAUUGUGUCAUGAUACCCAAGACUCUUCGUCAUGUUGUCCUCAACCAGUAAUUCCUCCCUCGCACGGACGCGCAUUUUGCGAUCAAAUACCCUCAAAGCCCCAGCGGCCCCAACUCCGCAGCCUUCUUCAGGCCCCUCGAAUAUCAGUCUCUUCCUCACCAAUCUUCACCUACUAGACCUAGAUCUUCGAGAUGACUGGCCGGAUAUUACAGAAGUGACCUUUUCCACGAAAGAUGCCCAGCAAAAUCAGAAAAAACGAAUACAAUGUGUCGAAUGGGCUCUGUUCCAGUUGUUUGCCCUGUGGGACCCUGAAGAGACUCGAAAUAAACUCCAGCCAUUCUUUCCUCCGCUCGAACCUCUACAGUCCCUCAAUCUUCGAACCGCCCUCUUUCGAUGUCUUGACCAUGCGAAGAAGAAUGGUGUCUUAGGGCGAGACACCGUUCUGAGAAAGACUAUGCUGGAUGAGUGUAAGGGGGAACGAUUGGAAGAGAUUCUAGCUGUGUUUUCGAAUGUUGUUCUGAAGAAGGUACUCCAGGAAGCGGGGGAAACACAACCGCUACCAAUUGCCCAACAACUGGCCUUCGAAAACUUCUCGUACUCUGGAGAACGCACAGCUUUAUCCGCCUUAAUACUGGCACACAAAGCAUCACUACGCAGCCACAUACAGGGGAAGGAGGACGCAAAAGCUAGGUACCGCGAUUUCGCGGACCUCAUGAACCUCAACGAUCGUCGAAUCGCCCGCAGACACGAACAAUUGAAACAAGCCAUUGAGGAGCGUGGCACACAAGAGAAUAUAAUACCAGAUAAAGAAGUCAGGGCACUACAGGAUCAAGUACGGAAGAAUUGGCUGGGUAGGGAUGAGUGGUUGGACUCCAUCUUGUACGGGGACAGCAGGGUUAAUGGUGAGGGGCUUCUGGCAACAAAGUUCGACAAGGUGUGGAAACAUGUAGAAGACGGAAGUAUUGGCGAUGUUGAGGGGAAGAAACAGGUUGGGCUGCUCGAGCAAUUGGAUGCACGAGUUAGGGAUCAAGAGACUCGACUAGCAAGGUGGCAGGAUUUUGGAAAGACCCUAUCGAAACCGGAAAAUCCUUCUCCUUCGAAGAAGAGCGGACCAACCUCGGUAGAUGGCAAAAAAAUCGAUCUUGGUUUCAACCUACACGAAAGUUUGCAGAUUAGUCGGAACAGACUGGGCCAAACGGUUGAAGCAAUAAACCAUGCAUCACUCGAGGAAUAUACCCGACUUAUUGAGAACAUGAAGACUGAGAUGGCAAAUGUUGGGAGAACACCGACGCGACAACGACCAUCUAUGGAGAGUUUCGUCCCAGAGGGAACUCCUUCCACCACGGCCUCUCCGAUCAUUGAAAAGGGUGAAUCUCCUAUAGCAGAGACAAAUAAUGAAGCGUGGUCCUCAGCCAGCGACAUAGAUGAACCGUCACCUGAUCCGAAGAUGGACACUAUAAGACCCGUGUCGGAUAAGACAGCAGAAGUACCUGGGGUUGACCCCGAAAGAGAGUCUCUACCGAACAAUUCCCAAAUCCAAAAGAUUGAUUGUCCUCAUGUUAAGGACGAUCCGGGGUUGGACAGGGAAGAGACUUCGGUAGAGAGUCAAGAGCUUCGUGAAUGGCGUCGGCCGCCUUCACUUCAUUCUCACACCCCUCAACAAAUUUCCAUCCCCGAACCUACACAGUCAGGUGAGUCGGAGUCCGACCUAGCAGAUCAAAUCUUGAACUCUGUCUCUGCCUCCUCGCCUUCCCCCAAGAAGAGGCAUACACUUUCACUUGCAGAACGAACGCGGCUCUCAAUGUCACGGGCCUCGCAUUCCAAAUACUCAGACCUCCAUGACGAUUUGGACAAUCUGGCAGACCUACCACGUCUAUCACUCAGACCCAAACCCCAACCCGCAAAGAGGCUAUCCAUCGCGUCGGAGGAAGACAAACAUGCAGACCUCAUCGAGCGGACCCGGAAGAGCAUGGCUGGGUUCGAAGCGGCACAGAAGAAAGCACAGAUAGAAAGAAGGAGGAGUUUGAAAGAUGCGCAGAAACGACAGAGAGAGUCGAGCUAUUUCCCCAAAGUUGAGGAAGAACCCAUAACUCCGAGUAUUGACCCGGUGGAGCUGAUUGAAGGCGAUCCGGAUUAUGAGAGUGUGUUCAAGAGCAGACCCAGGAUCAAGACAAGCCCGGCAGCGAGCCCGAUGAAGCUCUGGGGGGACGAGAGUGAGGAUUGAUAGUGGACGAGAGACAUUCCGUGAAGGUAUGGGUGUCGGAUUAGAAAAUGGGGCAAUGAUGAACGGAUAUCCACACUCGAUUUGCUUCUGCGUGAGCAACAUGGCAUAAUAAUGUCAGCGUCUCAAAGGCUCCGAGCCAGAGAGAUCUGCACGUUGGAUGAAACGUUGGGCUAGCAGCCUCUCUGUCGUUGACAGGGCACGAUGAUUGCGCCGCCCAGGCAUUGGACGAACAUCACGAUAUCAAAGCCACGUGAGGUGAGCACGAUGCCAGUUCGAGGCAAAUGCAGGAUCCCCUAAAAUUACAGUGGGCCGCCGUCUGUGGCACUGGCACUCCGCACCGCCCCAUCUAGCCAAACCUCGUAUCGGAUUAGCCCCGCCGUUGGUUCUGGCCGGC